Messenger RNA from Carya illinoinensis, 1336 nucleotides. RefSeq names its product ubiquitin-conjugating enzyme E2 34-like. NCBI's taxonomy places the organism in Eukaryota, Viridiplantae, Streptophyta, Magnoliopsida, Fagales, Juglandaceae. The coding region runs from base 354 to 1055 and encodes 233 amino acids. The transcript is spliced from 12 exons. The record is from RefSeq and is a predicted model, not a curated record.
AACGGACGCGGACUCGGAAGGGAGUACCAGAAAAGGAAAAAGAGGGGCAAGAACGUCUUUAUGAGAGUUUCCCUUGAACGAAGCCGGUUUGCCGAAACGAAUCCUAGUGAUAUUUUCCUUUUCGAUCACAGCUCUCACUGAGAAUAAUAAGAGAGAGCAUCCAACAAAGUCCUGAAUUUUGAAGCCCCGGCCAACCCGAUCUCUGUCUGGUCAAAUAAUUUGCUGUAUGGUGGGCUGCUUGCUUUUUUUUCCCAACACACUAGAACCUGCUCUUUAUCUUUGCACAACUAGUAGAUUUUGUAUUAAAGAAAAUAUCAGCUAGGGCUUCAAAGACUAUUAUUGGUAUUUCUGAGAUGGCGGAAAAGUCAUGUAUCAAGCGCCUUCAGAAGGAAUAUAGAGCACUUUGUAAAGAACCAGUUUCCCAUGUUGUGGCCCGUCCUUCACCAAAUGACAUUCUUGAGUGGCAUUAUGUGUUAGAGGGAAGUGAAGGAACACCUUUUGCAGGUGGAUAUUACUAUGGAAAGAUCAAGUUUCCUCCACAAUAUCCCUAUAAACCACCAGGAAUUAGCAUGACCACCCCUAACGGACGGUUCAUGACACAAAGGAAAAUAUGCUUAUCCAUGAGCGAUUUUCAUCCUGAAAGUUGGAAUCCAAUGUGGUCUGUAUCAAGCAUACUCACAGGGCUUCUUUCAUUCAUGAUGGACAACAGUCCUACCACUGGCAGUGUGAACACUACUGUUGCUGAGAAGCAAAGUCUCGCCAAGGCUUCCCUUGCUUUUAAUUGUAAGAACCCCACAUUCAGGAAAAUGUUCUCUGAGUAUGUAGACAAGUAUAACCAGCAGCAGCUGUCCAAGAAGCUUGCUGCAGAGCAGGUGACACCAGGACUAUCUCAAGAAAUUUCCACACCCAUGAAACGAGUGGGAGAAGAUGGGAAAAGAGUUGAUGCUGUGAAGGAUAUGAAAAUCGAUAGGAAGCAGUCACUCCCAACUUGGUUGAUGUUCUUGCUGGUUUCCAUCUUUGGCAUUGUAAUGGCCCUGCCUCUGCUUCAACUUUGAUAUAUAGGUGACAAGUGUAAUAUUUAUAGGGGUCAAGUGACAUAAAGGCUUCGCAAGUAUAGAGCGUCCAACAUAAUUGUGUAUAGUGGUGUUGGAGCAAUCUUUGAUGAUGUUUUCUCGUUUUAUGUCAAUGCCAGUCAGGUUAUCAGCUGAUGGUCAAACAUUACACGGCUGUCGUGUUAUCUGAAUAGACUGAGUUUUAGUUUUUGAUCAAACAAACAAACAGCACACGGCCGUCACGCUAUCUUAAUUUUGUUGGAGUUUUAUUUUUGGUGCUCUUA